Molecule: messenger RNA, 807 nt
Organism: Anoplophora glabripennis (Asian longhorned beetle)
Lineage: Eukaryota; Metazoa; Arthropoda; Insecta; Coleoptera; Cerambycidae
Product: esterase S-like
Exons: 4
Source: RefSeq, a predicted model, not a curated record
GAUUUCUGACAACAGAAGACGGAGUCAUACCAGGAAACUUAGGAUUAAAAGAUCAACAUUUUGCCUUCCAGUGGGUUAAAAAUAAUAUCCAUUUAUUUGGUGGGGACCCCGAAAAAAUUACGAUAUCUGGUGAGAGUGCCGGAGGGGCAUCUGUGGGAUUACAGUUAGUAAGUCAACGAAAUAAAGGCUUAUUCAGAGGUGCUAUUUUACAAAGUGGUACCUCAGUAGCACAGUGGGCACAUCAAAACUAUGCAAGAUUCUACGCUUUCGAAUUAGCUCGAAGUUUGGACCCAAGUUUCACUUCGGAUAAUUCAACGGAAUUACUAGAACUGUUGCAAAGCUUUCCUGCUUCAAACAUAAACAACAACACAGUUACUGCUGCUGUUGGAAAAGAGUCUGCGUUAUUGGGAAGUUUAAUAUGGCUGCCUGUAAUUGAGGAGGCUAGUCUAGAUGGAGCACUCAUCACGGGUUUAUUUCAUGAGGACAUUAGAACAGGAAACAUAAACCAAGUUCCCAUAAUCAUUGGCUUUAACUCUGAGGAAGCACUAUUGUUUUUGAAUAGUGAUCCUUCAGAUGUUGAGGCGCGUGCGAAAUAUUUCGACAGUGAUUUAUCCAACCUUAUUAGAAACCAGUUCAAUAUGACCAAAGAGAAACAAACUGACAGCUGGCACUAGACUGAGGCAAAUUUACACCGACGGAACAUUUGAAGACGAUCCUGGGCAAGUAGUGAAGUUUUUCAGUGACGACUUGUUCAUAACCCCAUCUAUUAGGCAUGCAAAGUUACAAUCCAACUAUUCCGACGUUUAU